CUUAAGUUCACUAUUAUACAACGAGAAAGAAGAUCAAGAUUCAAGAAGAUGGCCACAACCAUGAAAUUCGUGUCUUUCGCUUUGCUACUUGUUCUCCUUUUCUCCAUUGAUGUUGAAGGGUCGAUUUCAACGGAGAGUGGUUCGUUGUGCUGCAAUUCACAUCCAAAAUUCGGCAAAUGCAAUACAUCUCAAGAUGAGGACAGAUGCAACACUUGGUGUCUUAAUGGUUGCGAUAAUGGCAAAGGUGGUCAAUGCAAACCUCUUCCUCAUGGAGGACAAUGCCAUUGUUUCUGUUAAGGAUCCCUCUAAGUUAAUCUUUCCAUCUAUUUGCAUGCAAUCACCAUUUCAUUUUU
Messenger RNA from Camelina sativa (false flax), 353 nucleotides. RefSeq names its product defensin-like protein 22. NCBI's taxonomy places the organism in Eukaryota, Viridiplantae, Streptophyta, Magnoliopsida, Brassicales, Brassicaceae. Gene Ontology annotation, biological process: defense response to fungus. The record is from RefSeq and is a predicted model, not a curated record. Gene Ontology annotation, cellular component: extracellular region.